Molecule: messenger RNA, 1889 nt
Organism: Vigna unguiculata (cowpea)
Lineage: Eukaryota; Viridiplantae; Streptophyta; Magnoliopsida; Fabales; Fabaceae
Source: RefSeq, a predicted model, not a curated record
AGGAAACACAGUGUUGAACAAACAUCCUCUAGCAGUAGACUAUGACCUAACGCCGUGAUAACGAUUGUUGUCAAAGUCUGAGUCUUAAACAGACUCUGACCGUGUUACUCAGUAACACCGUACACUGCUGAAAGACAAGGUUAGAACGAAGACGAAGCCGAAAAUGACUAAUUGGAAAUGGUUUUCAUUCUUUUCUCCUAAAGGAUUCUAACUUUUCAUUUGAAGAGUUAUCAUGGGAUCAGCUUGUUGUGUUGCUGCUGCGAAGGAUCAAACUAUUCCCAACAGGACUGGAGGUGAAAGUUUACGUAGAAAUGCUGUAUGUUCACCAUCAUGGAAUUUUCGAUGGGAUAGUUGGGGCCGUGUUGCUAGAGAGAUUGAGAAUCCUUCCUUUCACACAUCUCGCGGAGUCAGCAGAAAUGACAGCAGGGAAUUUAAAGGAUCACUCAGUUCUGAAAGAGGCCAUUUUUCUGAUGGGGGAAGCACCUUGGAGAAUUCUGUAACACCUACAUCUCUGAAGUCCCCUGUUCGUGAGUACUUGGCUAGAAGUCACACGACUCCAUCUUCAGAUAUGUCCAUGUCAAGUAAUUGCUCUGCAGUGGUGAAGAAUCUGAUCGAAUCACCAGAGAUAGCAGAAUGUUCAAUACCCAAUUGCUCAACAUCUCCAGUUUUCUCAACACCUACAAUUGAUUUAACGCCUAAUCAUAAUUAUCACACUCUUCCUACCUCAGUGGCAUCCAGAUGGGCUCAUCGUUCUCCUGGGUACCCACUAUCGAGACAAAUUUCUGAUAGUCGAAUUCUGGGUCUGAAAUCACCUGAUCCGUCAAUUUCUGAAGGCAGGCCAUCGUUUGUACUCUCUAAUUGCAGCAACGAUAUGGCAUCAGGAUCCCAAUGUGGUUCAUCUGAUGGCUGGUCUAUGCGCACCUUUUCUGAAAUGGUGGUCUCAUCUCAAAAGGAAAGAUGGUCUUUUGACAGCGAGUAUUCAGGUUCAGGUCGUCACAAGAUGAGUGGAACAAGCAGCAGGUUCUCUUAUUCUCCCUCCAUGGACGUACAAUCUUGUGGGGCUUGCUCCAAGCUCUUGACCGAGAGAACUGCAUGGGGUAGCCAAAAAUUUAUGGGCAGCAGUGACCUCUCAGUUGUUGCUGUACUGGCGUGUGGUCAUGUUUAUCACGGGGAAUGCUUGGAGACUAUGACAUCAGAGGCAGAUAGUUGUGAUCCAACUUGUCCAAUUUGUAUGAUUGGAGAGAAGCACUUGUCAAAGUUAUCCAGAAAGGGUCUUAGGAAUGAAUCAGAGAGCAAGGGCAAGAACUAUAGAAUAUCCAGAAACCGAGUAGUUGAUAGCUACCUUGAUGGUGGGUUAGAUGUUUUUGAUCGCCUAAAAGACGUGGUUUCAAAGAUGGAGCCUAGCUCCAGUAGGAGGAGCUCAUUUGGAAAGCCCUUCUUGAGGCGACGUUUUUCAUUGGGAUCAAAGUGGAGUCGCUCCCUAUUGGAUAAUGAUUCGGUUAGGAAAAAGGGCUUUUGGGCCAGAUACCGCAAGGACUGAGCUCCUCUAGCCCUAGCUUUUAGUCGCACUCUAGCUCUAUAAAAGUUUGGAUUUGUCUUAGUCUAGCUAUAGUAGAACUUUUAGAUAUAUAUUUUGACUUGCCAUCAGAAGUUACCAAUCUUGUUGACGUGCUUCAUACAAGAAUGAGACUUCCUAAAAGUCACAUCGACGAACACAAGAUGCCAAGGACACAAAUACACAAGCUUCGCUUGGUUGUUGUAGCAAUACUCAUUCUUUCUGUUGCACUCUACCUUUUGCGGCUUAAAAAUCCUAUACGGUCAUCGGUGUUUAUCUCAUUCCAAUUAUUGAAAGUGAAAGAAAUCCUUCCGGUGGGUGAUAAUUUCUGAAA